Ectocarpus siliculosus is the source of this 147-nucleotide messenger RNA. The record is from the annotation of a GenBank genome assembly. NCBI's taxonomy places the organism in Eukaryota, Phaeophyceae, Ectocarpales, Ectocarpaceae.
AUGUCACAACCGGGGGCGGGGACUCGGGGUGAUGUCAAAAAAGAGGGCGGGGACUCGUGGUUUUACGGGGGCGGCGGCGGCGGGGAGCUGGAGUCGGACGCGGAUGAAACGAAGGCCUCAUCGUUGAGGGAUUGCGAUUUGUCUUAA